AUGGCAGAGCCAUCGCACUCACGAGUUCCAGGCUCUACUCUUGCGUUCAAGUCUCCAUCUCGCCAGUCGCUUGAGCCAAUGCUGGAGAUGUCUUCGCCGCAACGAAGACGUGACUACUUCGUGACUGACGACUCCGAUGAUCACGUUCCUUGUGUAAAGCCCCAACUUCAGCGCAAACUCCCCUUCCAGUAUCAGGGCGACGUAUUUGCGCAGCGUGGUGAAUACACCGACGCCGGACUCUACAUGUCACGACUACCAGCAUCUCGGAAGGAGAAACAACCUCUUUCUGCGCGUGCUGGGGCCAACUACAAGCUCCACCCAGUGAAAUUAUCUCCUGUGACCACUGUCAAGGCUGCUUCUCAACGCCAAACGGCUCAAAACAACCCUCCAAGCAACAGGAAGCGGCAGUACGCAAUCGCCGUGGAGGCGAUGGCGGCAAAUCGCGCUCUUCACGGGACGCUACUCAACGACAAUGUGGUGCCCAGCGUCAUGGCGCUAUGCCGCUCCAAGGACGCGGCCACAUUAGGAGCUUGUGUAGCCACGCUUGGCCACUUGUCAUGUGAACCGGAAGGACGAUCCAUCCUGCUUUCCCACAACGCCUUGCCGCUAUUAUCUGCUCUUGCACUCUCGUCAGCACAUACACAUGAAAAGCUACUUCUUCCGAACUGUGUGGGCACUUUGGCCAACCUCACUAUAGAGGACGGAAGUGAAAGUGGGUUUAUCAAGGAGAAGGCACUUGACUGUCUGAUAAAGCAGAGACGAACGUCAGCUCUGGCCGAACGAGCUUGCACCUUUGCGAUGUUCAAUUUAUCGUGUCCCCAAUACGCGUAUCCUCGCGUGGAUGAUGCCGUCCAUGCCCUCGCAGAGCACGGAAAAGACGCACGAGACCGCGAGACGUUAAGUCGAGCCGUCUACAACUUGGCGUGUACACGAAUGAACCACAUCAAAUUGGUAGAACCUGAGGUCGUGGCGAUCCUUCGACUGCUUAUCAGCUGCCAGCAGAGCGAAGCUGCGCGUCUCAAUGGCCUCGCUGCAUUGUGGCACCUUGUGGAGAGUGGCGCUUGUCGUCGCGCACUUGUUAGAACUGGAGAUUGUGUCCGCGUUGUGGUGGAAGAGCUUCCUCGUCUCGGUCUUGCUGCGAGUGACGAGUACGUCGUCUGUACGCUAACAACACUCGUCUCUUUGACACGCGAGACAAACGCUCGAGAGCUUAUGGGCAAUGCUGGAGCUCUGGACGCUUUAGCUUCUCUAGGCACAGGCGUAAAGCGACGUCCAACGGUGCUCCUACUCAUUUACCGCUUGAUUGCUAUAUUACUAUCAGCACCUGGCAACAUCCGAGCUGUGAGCGAGAGAGUUGUGCAAUUCCUACUCGCUUUCCAGCACGAACAUGAAGAUGGUACAACAGCCACUUCGGCCACUGCCAAGUCUCGUUACGUGCUCUUCGCUCUGGCGAGUAUCUUAUCGUGGAACCAACCGGAGGAUCCCACUGUUUCUUCGGGACAACACAACAUUGACUUAUCGAUACAAUCAAUUCCAUUGGAACUGGACGAGUUACUGGACGCGCCGCAGCUUCUAGAACAAAUCUACCGACACGUUGGGUACUCCGAAUUCCCACACGACAGCGCUCGGAUGCGGCUACAAAUGGUCAUUUUGUACAAUUUGUCCUUCCGAUACCCAAAGGCAGAUGUUGCCAGACUAGCGCACGAACGAUUGAGCCAAGUUGGGGCCAAUUCAAAGAAUCGUCACAUUCUCAACUUGCUAGGAGGUAGUUUCUUUAGUCUGUGUAUGGAGUACGAAGUGCAUCGCUUACUCUUGGCUGCAGCCUACGCCGCAACAGACGAAAAAGGAAAUUUCUUGUUGCAGCGUCUAGCGCGGGAUGGGGAUGUCGAGGCGCAAAGUAUGUGUCUCAACACUGUUUGCAUCUUGUUCGACGGUCGCUCGCUGUCUCGAGACGAGUUACUAAGGCUCAUCGACCACAUCUUUCCCGUUGUGGUCGAGGUUUCUUGUGCCGCUUGUCUCACUCGUUUCGCGAGUGUGGCAGAAUAUCGACUUGCGAUGGUAGAACGUGGUUUAUUAGAUGCGUUGGCAGUCUUGGCUGGCUCGGACGAUGACGAGACAUUGCGGUUAUGUGUGCACACGUACGCCCUACUAUCACAGGAUAGAGCAGUAGGAGCUGCAUUGUUACGUGGCGGUGUUAUCAAGGCAUUGACGCUACUGGCUGCUGCUCCCGAAGAGGUGGUGCGUCGAGCCUGUGCAGUUACGCUUUGCAACUUAUCAUCGGAGGCUGCUCACGUGGAAGACUUGGUGAGGCUUGGCGCUCUUCGCGCUCUACUCGUGCUAGCCUGCGUCAAGUCCAACGACCCAGAGACACGUCGUGUAUGUCUGAAAGCUGUGCUUAAUCUACUGAGACUGUCGAAGCCAACAGUGAUGCAACGCUUGUGUGAUGACGGUCUGCUCUGGGCCUUUGGGAUGUUCACAGAUGCCAUGGAGCCCAGAGACUAUGCCAUUCUCUCGGAUGCUUUCUGUCUGCUAGCUCAACAUUCGUCAGCACGUGCUGGACUCAUUGCCAAGCCUAGUACCGUCGCCUCACUCGUGCAAAUACUUGAAUACGACGUGGUUUGCUCAACAAAAGUGACAGUGUUGAAGGGAUUACUCAAUCUACUAGCAGACCCAAACAGUGCAGCUUUACUCCUGCUAAUCGGCGUGCUACCUCGCCUCGUGGCGUUCGUGGAGACGGAGAAACAGCCCGAAGUUUGUGAAAUUGUGGUCGAAUUACUAGUCCUAAUCUUCCAGAACUCCAUGCCCGAUAACGAUGCUGCAGCUGGAGCGUAUGCAGAGCCUGCGCCCAUGCGUACUAUCACGUACCUCGUACAUGUAGCAGAGCAGGAAGAACUACAUCGUAGUGACGAGAGCACUACAAAAGGUGCUAGUUGCGCUCAGAGUUGUGCCGUUCUAUUGCACCUACUAUCGCUACACGAAUUCACACGACCGGCGUUGCUUGUUGCACACCCUCCACUAGGCACUGCACUUCCUGUGCUUCUAUUGCAAGCGAAGGGAGCAACACAAACACUUUUACUGAGGUGCCUGUACAACCUCACAUGUGAUGCUGAGCUACUGUCACGUAUCCCACUAAACGUAUUUGCACUGUGUGCGGGUAUUUUACGCAACACUUCAACGUCCACACAUUGCCACGAAGUGCUGAGCUCAGAAACUGCAACAAUGUUGCUAUGUGAACUAUUUACUGUGGGAGGAAAAGUGUGUCGUGAAAAUGUCGCGUUGGCAACUUGCAACUUAUUGUUCGGAAGGGUCAACUCUCACGUAUUACUCUCUAAAGGGGUAUUGCCACUUGUUUUAUCGCUGUGUUCGCCUGUGUUAAUAAAUUCGUCAGAAGCCCAAGCCAUGUGCUCCGCUGUGUUGCGGAAGCUGGCAAUUGCACCAGGAAACAGUCAACUGCUCCUACGCGGUGGCGCGGUUCGCCAUCUUGUGACGCUCAUGGGAAACAGCUCUUCCAUGUUCGUCAAGAUGAACUGCGUUGCCACUUUCUGUCUCCUAGCGCAAAAGCCAAGUGUUCCUCCGAUUUUGGCGUCGCAAGGUGUGUUGGCUUCUGUACUGGAAUUUCUAGACCACUUUGAGCGAACGGAAGGUGCGCUGGACCCGUGUGUGGAAAGCAUGUGUGUCGAUCUGCUCUCCAAGCUCGCGCAGUUCUCAAACGCUAGCAAUCCCCGAGAACGACACCUGUCGUCGUUAUUGUACCGAGUUGUCGAGAAAGAAGACGCCAACACUGCGCCUUCAAUACCUCAAACCACUCGACCCACCGGAGUUGAAGUCUGGCAAAACGACCGCAGCUUUCUCCAACGAGAGCAAACGGGGCCGCUCCCCCCGACGGCAAUAUUCUCCAGACUCAUCUUGUCUUUCAAUGAUGCACCAGUUGUGCCUCAUACCCCACAAACCAUUUCGUACCCUGGUUACGCUAUUGAAGUGAGUCCGAGUGCGAGUUACAUCGAAAUGGGAACAAUUGAGCCAAUGUUACCGCCAAUCGAGACACUGGAAGACAAUGCAACACAGGAGAGUGAUGUUCGUUUGCAGACUGGAGACUUCACCCCGCCGCCCAUGUUUCCAAAGUUGACGACCCCUUUCAAGCCCCUACCAUUCAUGCCACAAGUUGGGAUGUUAAUCACCAAACCAUCGUCUUCUAAGGUACCACCACUUCCGCCACGACCAAUAGCAAUUUCUAAGUAA
Phytophthora infestans T30-4 is the source of this 4239-nucleotide messenger RNA. RefSeq lists its product as uncharacterized. The record is from RefSeq and is a predicted model, not a curated record. NCBI's taxonomy places the organism in Eukaryota, Oomycota, Peronosporomycetes, Peronosporales, Peronosporaceae. Bases 1 to 4239 code for a protein of 1412 amino acids. The transcript is spliced from 4 exons. Gene Ontology annotation, molecular function: protein binding.